UUAAUUUUUUUAAUUAAUUAAUAAAUUUAUUUAUUUCAAAUCUAUAAAUUGUCUCAUGUCUGCUACAUUCACACUCUAGAUAAAGAUUAAAAAAUAAAAAUGUCAGCAGUAGGACGAGUGUUUACACAAAAUCUUUUAAAAAAUUAUCAUACUUUUAAAACCCUAGGAAAACAGGCAAGAUGUCUUGGAACACAAGCACCAGCAAAUAAAACAACUGAAACCGACAAAGAAUCAGACAAGAAUAAUGAUGACGGAUUUAAUUUUUCAAAACCUCAAGAUCGUGGUCCACAGGAGUAUCGAUUUAUUUAUCCCGAGUUUUUACCAGAUCCAGCACCACAGCAUCGUAAUUAUCUGAGAGAAAAAUUAGAGCGUAUGGAUAUGUUAUCAAGGAGAAAAUUUGUUGACAUUCCGGAAUUUUAUGUCGGUUCAAUACUUGCUGUCACUUAUUCAGAGCCACAUGCUCCAGGGAAAUCAAAUAGAUUUGUUGGGAUUUGUAUUCAACGAACUGGUUGUGGUUUACGAGCUGCUUUCAUACUCAGAAAUGUCGUUGAUCAUCAGGGAAUUGAAGUACGCUAUGAGUUGUAUGAUCCAGCUAUUCAAAAAAUAGAAUGUUUAAGGCUUGAAAAAAGAUUAGAUGAUGAGCUGUUUUAUCUGAGAGAUGCACCCAAUGAAUUUAGUACAUUUCCACUUGACAUGCAGAUGGAAUAUCUGCCAGAGGGAACCCCAGUUCCUGUUAAUAAAACUAUAGUGCCUUUGAAACCAUUGCCUUGGAGUGCUAAAUGGGAACAAGCAAAUAUGAAAGGAUUGUCUGCUAAUUUCAGUUUAUUGACUGCAAACCGGUUGAGGAAACGCGAUGUCAGUGCUAAGCCCUGGGAGAAAUACGAUCUUAUGAAAAUUUACAGGGAGACUAUUCCUGAGGAAGAACAACAAGCUAUUUAUUCAGAAGUCUAUACGAAACUACACAGCCUAGAGACAUCAAGAAAGAAAUUAAAACGUAAACGUGGUUUCGUUCGUCCAACUAAAAAUGCGUAAUUUUGUUUCAUUGUAUUAUUUUUUUUUUUUUAAUAUUAUCAAUAAAAAUUAAACAAUCGAUAGAAAAAAAAGUUCUUAGUAUUUAAAACAUUUGUUUUCACUUACAUUUAAUGACAUACAUGCUUUUAUUUUUUUUUUUAAAAUGUAUUUUAAUCAUACGGAAGUUAGCCGACGACUAGUAAUUUUUGGAUUUCUUACAAAAACGAGCAACUGUAAAAAAAAAAAAAAUUCAAAAAUUGCACCUAUAGCCUUUUUAAUUUUCUACAUGUGCAUAUUUUUGGUUUAUUUUUUUUUCUAAUUUUAAUUGUUGAAAAACAAAUCCAAAAAUUAUUAUACGUCGGCUAACUUCAGUAUCGUAUUUUAUCAAUUAAUUGUAAUGACAUCACAAAAUCAAUUAAUUUUUUUUUUUAUAGUAGUGGAUAUUUGUUUAACAUACAAGAUCUUUUAAUAAUUUUACCCUAUGUACAAAAGAGUAUUU
This is a messenger RNA of Microplitis demolitor, 1510 nucleotides long. It is a transcript of the gene mRpL19, whose product is annotated as 39S ribosomal protein L19, mitochondrial. The transcript is spliced from 3 exons. Bases 100 to 1032 code for a protein of 310 amino acids. The record is from RefSeq and is a predicted model, not a curated record. Gene Ontology annotation, molecular function: structural constituent of ribosome. Gene Ontology annotation, cellular component: ribosome; mitochondrial large ribosomal subunit. Gene Ontology annotation, biological process: translation. Lineage: Eukaryota; Metazoa; Arthropoda; Insecta; Hymenoptera; Braconidae.